GAGCCUGUCUCUUUCCCUCCCUCGUUCUUCCAAAGUUGAAUAUUCAGCUUGCCUGGGAGCUGUGUGCCAGCGGAGCGGUGCGCACCGGGCCGGUUUUGCUGGGGUGUUGUUUGUGCGCCGCGCCGCGCCGUGUGGAGCAGACCUGGGGAAAGGACGGAGUCCCUUUAAGCCGCCUCGCCUCCGCCGUUCAACCUCUCCCUCUCUCUUUCUCUCCUCCCUCCCUCCUUUAGUGUUUCAUCCAACUUCAUUUUGGGCUACUUUCAAGAUGACAGAAGAAAGGAGAGUUCGGCAUAUAAAGCUGGUGACUAGCCAGCUUCUGUGGGAUUUGAUGUCACCUUUAGAUUGGUUCAACUGAAGAUGGAAACACUGGAGUCUGAGCUGACCUGCCCGAUCUGCCUGGAGUUGUUCGAAGAUCCGCUGCUCUUGCCCUGCGCCCACAGCCUGUGCUUCAACUGUGCCCACCGCAUCCUGGUCUCCCACUGCUCUACCAGCAAGCCCCUCGAGUCCAUCUCGGCCUUCCAGUGCCCCACUUGUCGCUACGUCAUCACGCUCAACCACCGCGGGCUGGAGGGCCUCAAGCGCAAUGUGACCCUGCAGAACAUCAUCGACCGCUUCCAGAAGGCCUCCCUUAGCGGCCCCAACUCCCCCACUGAGAGCCGGCGCCUGCAACCGCAGCGGCCCUACAGCGGCACCAUUAGCAGUACAAUUGUAGGAACUAUCGGCGGCGGCAGCGGCAGCGGCACAAGUGGAAGCAGUGCCCGCGGCAGCCCGGCCACUUCCAGCCACUCCCAUCCACACGGCAACCACACCAACGCCAAUCACAGCCCAGCUGUCGUCGCCGCAAUGGACCCGCGCAUCAGCUGCCAGUUCUGUGAGCAGGAUCCGCCGCGUGAGGCUGUCAAGACGUGUGUGACGUGUGAGGUGUCGUACUGCGACCGCUGCCUGCGCGCCACGCACCCCAACAAGAAGCCCUUCACCAGCCACCGCCUGGUGGAGCCUGUGCCGGACACUCACCUCCGCGGCCUGACCUGCCUGGAGCACGAGAAUGAGAAGGUCAACAUGUACUGCAUGGUCGACGACCAGCUCAUUUGUGCCCUCUGCAAGCUGGUGGGUCGCCAUCGAGAGCACCAAGUGUCCUCGCUCACCGAACGCUUUGACAAGCUCAAGGCUUAUCAGGUGAGCCCGGGCAGAGUGUCAGACGCGGUAAUGGAGGCUUCAAAGACAAGCGCUGCGCAAACCCUGGAGAACAACCUGACCAACCUGGUGAAGAGGAACAGCGAGCUGGAGAAUCAAAUGGCCAAGCUCAUCCAGAUCUGUCAGCAGGUCGAGGUGAACACAGCCAUGCAUGAAGCCAAACUGGUGGAGGAGUGCGAUGAGUUGGUAGAAAUCAUCCGCCAGAGGAAACAGGUCAUCGCUGUCAAGAUCAAGGAGUCCAAGGUGAUGAAGCUGCGUAAGCUGGCCCAGCAGAUCGCCAACUGCCGCCAGUGUCUGGAGCGCUCCAGCGCCCUCAUCACACAGGCCGAGCACAGCCUGAAGGAGAACGACCACGCCCGCUUCCUCCAGACCGCCCGCAACGUGGCCGAGAGGGUUGCCAUGGCAACAGCCUCCUCCCAGGUACUGAUUCCUGACGUCAACCUGAACGAGGCGUUCGACAACUUUGCCCUGGACUUUUCCCGAGAGAAGAAGAUUCUGGAAGGGCUAGAUUACCUAACAGCUCCCAACCCGCCGUCCAUAAGAGACGAGCUGUGCACCGCCUCCCACGACACCAUCACCGUCCACUGGACGUCAGAGGACGAGUUCAGCGUCACCUCCUACGAGCUGCAGUACACCAUCUACACUGGCCAAACCAAUUUCAUCAGUUUGUACAACUCGGCAGACAGUUGGAUGAUCGUGCCUAACAUCAAACAGAACCACUACACGGUGCACGGCCUUCAGAGUGGCACCCGUUAUAUCUUCUUUGUCAAGGCUAUCAACCAGGCAGGCAGCCGCAACAGUGAGCCAGCCCGCCUCAAAACCAACAGUCAGCCCUUCAAGCUGGACCCCAAGACGGCCCACAAGAAGCUGCGUCUGUCCAACGACUGCCUGACCAUGGAGAAGGACGAGAGCUCGCUGAAGAAGAGCCACACCCCGGAGCGCUUCAGCGGCACCGGCUCCUACGGCGCCGCUGGGAACGUCUUCAUUGACAGUGGAUGCCACUACUGGGAGGUGCUUCUGGGAGCGUCCACAUGGUAUGCCAUCGGCGUGGCUUACAAGUCUGCCCCGAAAAAUGAGUGGAGCGGCAAGAACUCAUCCUCAUGGGUGUUCUCGCGCUGCAACAAUAAUUUUGUGGUGCGCCACAACAGCAAGGAGAUGCUGGUGGAAGCCAGCCUCCAGCUGAGGCGGCUUGGCGUCCUGCUGGACUACGACAACAACUCCCUGUCCUUCUACGACGCCAUGAACUCGCAGCACCUCCACACCUUCGACAUCUCCUUCCUCCUGCCAGUUGCACCCACUUUCAUGAUCUGGAACAAGUCAGUCAUGAUCCUCUCGGGGUUACCUGUCCCCGACUUUGUCGAGGGCGGCGGCCCUGACCAGCAAGAGCAACAGCAGCAGGUGGGCCUGUGUCGUCAAGAGUCGCCAUACGGGUCCGGAAUGAAGACCUGCCACUGAGAAAGGCCCAUGGAUGGCCGGCACAGGCCACGCAGGCCCACUGACUCAGCGCUGAUGGGGAGCUGGGAGGCAUUGUCAGUGUGACUGAAAUCUGUUAUACACUCUACAUUAAGCGUGGACUAGUUACUUUUCUUAUGGAUUUGGAAAGUGUUGGGAAUACGUGUACCUGGGGAGUGUCGACCCUAUUAGUUUGUAGCCAUCCAAUGCUUUGUAAAUCCUUCAGUGAAUGGCAUAGUGUGGGAACAAGGUCUCUUGAGUAUAAACUCCAGUAGACCUAAAAUUCCUGUGAUGCCCUGCAGUCACUGAGGGGGAAGAGGGCUUUGGUCUGUAAUUGGGCAGGGCUGGACUCCUGGUUUUCUCGACCAAUUAAGGUCUUCCGUUUUGAUGUAUUUUCUUCCUGAUUUGACCCAAGGCAGAGGACCAAGGAGAGUACCUUGUCAUCACAGCCGUUCAGAAUUUGAAGGUACAACUCAUGGAAAGUUCAGUUUACAGUAUAAUGUCUCACCUGUAAGAGGUGAGACGGGAGGAAGCAAAGCGAGAGAGCGAUGCUCCAUCGUAUUAACACGAUACAUUUCAAGUUAUGGAAAGAAAGACGUUUUUAGCUGUCAUUUCAUGACUUUGUUGGAGGUCAUUGAUUCAAAAGCUCACUCAGAUACAUUUAAAUGUCAGUUCCAUGUGGGUUGAUGAGGUGUUGAUGGGGUGAAUUAAGCAGACUGGGCAAGAAUAGCAGUUCAGCAUGGUAGUGCCUUCUUGUUGUAUGGGGAAGAAACGGACACCUCGCUAAGGCAAGCAGAUAGACAUUUCCAUAGUGCGCUGAGGGGUGAAUUAUGAAUCCUCUUACUGGGCAUGCGUUCUGCCCUCAGAUGCUGGAACUGGCUGUGAUACAACUGUCCUUUCCUCAGUGUUGCUCUUAGAUUUGACCCAGCUAUCUCUGGUGGGUCAUGGGUUGCCCACGCUGAGCUUCCAUGCUUCAGGAAGCACUCUGCUGCUCUUGAAUCUUAACCAGAUGACAGGAGCGUGACUCGCAUCAUGUGACUACUCGACUUGUACCAUAAGAGGUUUAUUGAAAGACAGAGGAAAAAAGUGUUGAUUAUUUAUGACAAAAUAAGAUGGUUUGCUUUUAUUGUUUAUCUCAACGUAUUCAUGAUGCACUUUUUUAAUUAACACUAUUUCCCCUCUAUGAGUCUAUAAGACACGAUGGAACUGAGUGGCAGGGCUGUGAUGGGGAGGGGAAGUGACACACGGCGCUACUGCAGGUUGUGUUCAUUCCUGAGAAAAUCCCCAUCCAUUUUCACAUCCAUCCAGUUCACGCCUAAUAAUUUGUGGUGAAUAAUUAACUGUUUAGCGUGUUUGAAUCAAUAUGAUCACAUGAUGUAACCUAUGAUCAGGUUCACUGCAAUAAAACACUAUGAAAGGUCAGUUUCAUUUUCUGAGCUUUCAUUUUCUAACCCGCAAAAAUCCCUUGUACUUUGUGAUACAUUUUUAAACAAAACCCCCCCGCUGUGAAGUCAAACAUUUUCUCACUGCUUUGAACACAACCAGCGCUGCAGUGACUGCCCCUCCCCGUUGCUUUUUUUUUUUAGACAGCAUAGAGUAUCUUGUUUAGAAAAGGGAUAUGAUUAUGAUGUUUAUGUGAUUUUUAUCACGAUGAAAUGAUGAACUAAUAGAGGUUUUUAAAAAAAAAAGAGUUCACUCUGUUGUCGACUAUUCAGGGAAGGAGGGGGUUAACACUUUAACUUGCUGUCAAUCUCGAUGUCAUGGCAUGAUUGUGUGUUCUCCUCUGUGAUUCGUUAACACGCGCACACAACACGAACUUAACACACGCGUCACGUUUCGUUUCGUUUGGCCUUGUCGUGGUAAUGCAUGAUACAUUGUGGGAUCCCACGCCGGUUCACUGGGGAUUUAAGUAGCUCGUUCAAGUUUGCCAAAUCCCGUCUGUCUUCAGAUACUGACUCACCACAGAUUGGACCUGGAACACUUGUUUGUCACCCAUCGUCUGUCAAAUAACAGCUGUAGCCCGAUGCAUUUGUUUGCUCUUUAUUUUUGUAUCGGACGGCCUCGCGUGGGUCACGGUUUCUCUCUGGUUUGAUAUUCAGGUAGCAGCACCAGUUCAGACAAUCAAAUGUGUAUCACAGUAUAUGCAGGUUAAAGAGGAAUUGUAGCAGGAGAAAGAAGGGGGAUUGUGACAUUUGAGAUUCCGUUUAAAAGAAAAUAUGCAUAAUUUGUGACAUACAGACUAGUUUGAUUUGACAUGUAAAAGCCUGAGAACAUGAGUCUCAUACUACUGAUGCCCUGUGGCCACGUUUCCCUCUCGACAUUAUUUGCUGUGUAGUGUGUUCAUGUUGAAUGUCAGCGUUUAUCCUUCACAGCCUAUGAUUUGCCAGUUUCUGCCAAUUAAGGAAAAAUUCUCACCCUGCAGUUGCACAUUGAUUUCUAUCAUUUUCACCGUGGUUCCUUUGUGACUUAUGGAUGAGCAGUGACUCAUCUCAUAUGGAAUUCUCUGCUGUUGGACGUGUAGUGAAGAUCCGACGUGGCCGACCAGCGAAACCCUCCAACUUCAGCGUUCACUUAGGGCAUCUGCGCGAUGUGCCGGUCUUGACCUAUUGAUCGAGCGAUCGAUUGUCGAAGAGCUACGGGCAACCGAGAUAAUCCACCAGUCAGAGGUAACACAGUGGGAAGUCUAGCAGCCCCGGGGUGGGGGGUAUUUUCCUGUCAGGAAGAUUAGUGAAUGUUACCUGACUUCCAGACAUCCAGCCAUCCCGGUGAGUAACGUCUGUCACAGACCAGAAACAGCCGCGUGUUGAUUUGUGAUCCGAACCGACAAGCUCAACUCAUCUGUGUCAAGUGUGCUUGGCCGGGUCGCUGCAUGAUUAUGUGACCUUGCUGCAGGUUCAUCACUCUUUCCUUAUUUCAUAAGGGGUGUCUUAUCUCGGGUCAAGCAUAUUCAUUUUUGCAAAAAAAAAACAAAAACAAAAACAAAACAAAACAAAAAAAAG
Molecule: messenger RNA, 5645 nt
Organism: Myripristis murdjan (pinecone soldierfish)
Lineage: Eukaryota; Metazoa; Chordata; Actinopteri; Holocentriformes; Holocentridae
Gene: mid2
Product: midline 2
Exons: 11
Coding region: 358-2649 (763 amino acids)
Biological process (GO): protein localization to microtubule
Cellular component (GO): microtubule
Molecular function (GO): microtubule binding; zinc ion binding
Source: RefSeq, a predicted model, not a curated record